This is a messenger RNA of Arvicanthis niloticus (Nile rat), 5776 nucleotides long. RefSeq names its product receptor tyrosine kinase like orphan receptor 1 (gene Ror1). Gene Ontology annotation, biological process: multicellular organism development; cell surface receptor protein tyrosine kinase signaling pathway; positive regulation of kinase activity. NCBI's taxonomy places the organism in Eukaryota, Metazoa, Chordata, Mammalia, Rodentia, Muridae. Gene Ontology annotation, molecular function: Wnt-protein binding; protein kinase activity; ATP binding. Gene Ontology annotation, cellular component: signaling receptor complex; plasma membrane. The record is from RefSeq and is a predicted model, not a curated record.
GGGCUGGGGAGUUGGGCUGUGGAGUUGGUGGAAAGUGACAAGUUGGGCGAGAAGAGAGAUCGCUGAGAGCUGGAGGAGCGGCGGCCGAGAGAGCCCGGAGACCGCAGCCCCAGGCACAGGGCACGCUCUUCUGGAGUCGGAGCCAGAGACACACGGUGCGCUAGAGCGACUCGGAGAGCCUGGGACUGAACGGCCGGCCGAGGCAGGGCUGCUGCGGAGUACCGGGAGGAGCCGCGCUCCCAGGUCCCGGGCGGCCGAGCGGAGGCGAGGGAGCAGGUCAGGGGGACAAAGAGUUUUGCAAAGGCCCCCCAGUGUCCUGCGAGUGCCUGCGGCACGACGAGGUGGCCAGGAGCCCUGGGCGAACCCGUGGAUGUUCUGCGCGCCGUCAGGGAGCCGCCAGCACCGCCACGAGAGGAGGAAUGCACCGGCCGCGCCGCCGCGGGACGCGCCCGCCACCGCUGGCGCUGUUAGCCGCGCUGCUGCUGGCCGCACGCGGGGCUGCUGCCCAAGAAACAGAGUUGUCAGUCAGUGCUGAGCUGGUGCCUACCUCAUCCUGGAACACUUCAAGUGAAAUCGACAAAGAUUCUUACUUAACCCUUGAUGAACCAAUGAAUAACAUCACAACAUCCCUGGGGCAGACUGCAGAACUGCACUGUAAAGUGUCUGGGAAUCCACCUCCCAGUAUCCGCUGGUUCAAGAAUGAUGCACCCGUGGUCCAAGAACCUCGUAGAAUCUCCUUCCGGGCAACCAACUAUGGCUCUCGACUGCGGAUUAGAAACCUUGACACCACAGACACUGGUUACUUCCAGUGCGUGGCAACAAAUGGCAAGAAAGUGGUUUCUACCACUGGAGUCCUGUUUGUCAAGUUUGGGCCUCCUCCGACUGCAAGCCCAGGAUCCUCAGAUGAGUAUGAAGAAGAUGGAUUCUGUCAGCCAUACCGAGGCAUUGCGUGUGCACGAUUUAUUGGCAACCGCACCGUGUACAUGGAGUCUUUGCAUAUGCAGGGGGAAAUAGAAAAUCAGAUCACAGCUGCCUUCACCAUGAUUGGCACCUCCAGCCAUUUAUCUGAUAAGUGUUCUCAGUUCGCCAUCCCUUCCCUGUGCCACUACGCCUUCCCAUACUGUGACGAAACCUCAUCUGUCCCAAAGCCCCGUGACUUGUGUCGUGAUGAAUGUGAAGUGCUGGAAAACGUCCUGUGUCAGACAGAGUACAUUUUUGCCAGAUCAAAUCCCAUGAUUUUGAUGAGGCUGAAGUUGCCAAACUGUGAGGAUCUCCCGCAGCCGGAGAGCCCGGAAGCUGCAAACUGCAUACGGAUUGGUAUCCCCAUGGCGGAUCCUAUAAACAAAAAUCACAAAUGCUACAAUAGCACAGGUGUAGACUACCGGGGAACCGUCAGUGUGACCAAGUCAGGGCGCCAGUGCCAGCCAUGGAAUUCUCAGUACCCACACACACACAGCUUCACCGCCCUGCGUUUUCCGGAGCUCAACGGAGGUCACUCCUACUGUCGCAACCCUGGCAACCAGAAGGAAGCUCCCUGGUGCUUUACCUUGGAUGAAAACUUUAAGUCUGACCUGUGUGACAUCCCAGCAUGUGAUUCCAAAGAUUCCAAAGAGAAGAGUAAAAUGGAAAUCUUGUACAUUCUGGUGCCAAGUGUGGCCAUUCCCCUGGCUAUUGCCUUCCUCUUCUUCUUCAUCUGUGUGUGCCGAAAUAACCAGAAGUCUUCAUCACCACCAGUCCAAAGGCAGCCAAAACCUGUCAGAGGACAAAAUGUGGAGAUGUCCAUGCUGAAUGCAUACAAGCCCAAGAGCAAGGCUAAGGAGCUGCCUCUUUCUGCUGUGCGUUUCAUGGAAGAAUUGGGUGAAUGUACCUUUGGAAAAAUCUAUAAGGGCCAUCUCUACCUCCCAGGCAUGGACCAUGCGCAGCUAGUGGCUAUCAAAACCUUAAAAGACUAUAACAACCCCCAGCAGUGGACAGAAUUUCAGCAGGAAGCCUCUCUCAUGGCUGAACUACACCAUCCCAAUAUUGUAUGCCUCCUCGGUGCCGUCACCCAGGAACAACCUGUGUGUAUGCUCUUUGAGUAUAUGAACCAGGGAGAUCUCCACGAGUUCCUCAUCAUGCGAUCCCCACAUUCCGAUGUCGGCUGUAGCAGUGAUGAAGACGGGACGGUCAAAUCCAGCCUGGACCAUGGAGAUUUCUUACACAUCGCAAUUCAGAUCGCAGCUGGCAUGGAGUACCUGUCUAGUCACUUCUUUGUACACAAGGACCUUGCAGCUCGCAACAUUUUAAUUGGAGAGCAACUACAUGUAAAGAUUUCAGACCUUGGGCUUUCCAGAGAAAUUUACUCUGCUGAUUACUAUAGGGUGCAAAGUAAGUCUUCACUGCCCAUCCGCUGGAUGCCCCCUGAGGCCAUCAUGUACGGCAAAUUCUCCUCUGAUUCCGAUAUCUGGUCUUUCGGGGUUGUGUUGUGGGAGAUUUUUAGCUUUGGACUCCAGCCAUAUUAUGGGUUUAGUAAUCAGGAAGUGAUUGAAAUGGUGCGGAAACGACAGCUCUUACCAUGUUCUGAAGACUGCCCACCGCGAAUGUACAGCCUCAUGACUGAGUGCUGGAAUGAGAUUCCUUCCAGGAGACCACGCUUUAAAGACAUCCACGUCCGGCUUCGAUCCUGGGAGGGCCUCUCUAGUCACACCAGCUCUACCACCCCCUCGGGUGGAAACGCCACCACGCAGACCACCUCCCUCAGUGCCAGCCCUGUGAGUAACCUCAGCAAUCCCCGAUUUCCCAAUUACAUGUUCCCGAGCCAGGGGAUUACACCACAGGGUCAAAUCGCUGGUUUCAUUGGCCCAGCAAUACCUCAGAACCAGCGCUUCAUCCCCAUCAACGGAUACCCAAUACCUCCUGGAUAUGCAGCCUUCCCAGCUGCCCACUACCAGCCUGCAGGGCCUCCCAGGGUGAUUCAGCACUGCCCACCUCCAAAGAGUCGGUCCCCAAGCAGCGCCAGUGGCUCGACCAGCACUGGCCAUGUAGCCAGCUUGCCCUCAUCAGGAUCCAAUCAGGAAGCAAACGUUCCUUUGCUACCCCACAUGUCAAUUCCAAAUCACCCUGGUGGAAUGGGUAUCACUGUUUUUGGCAACAAAUCUCAAAAACCCUACAAAAUAGACUCAAAGCAACCAUCUUUGCUUGGGGACUCCAAUAUCCAUGGGCACACCGAAUCUAUGAUUUCUGCAGAAGUGUAAAAUGUGUGACUUUUGUAAAUACACUAUCCCGGAAAAACUAGAAGGUGGCAGAAAAGAUUUAUAUUCAAAUGUUUUUAUUGAAGGUUCUCAUUUAGCAGACAUUGCAACCAGUAUCUUCUGUGAAGUUUUAACUGUGUCUUACGGGAAAGACACCAGCCAGAAAAACUAAUGCAUUGUGGGAUUUACGCUCCAUCAGGGUGUAGGAUAUGUUGUCGGGAACAAACCAUUUAUUUCAAGGACUGAAAACUGCAAAGCCAAUGAAGAGGAACAGAACAUAGUAAUUAAAUAGCUAACCAAAAAAGAAAGUCCAAUGGUGCUCUCUCUGUGUGUUGCCUUUGGUCACCAUGACUGAUCUACCCCCAAAAUGUACAUACUGUAGCAUUUGUCUACCUGCUGUCUCUACUUCAGGACAGAUGUUCAGAAACUAUGUUGAUUCAGCUUAGACUCUAGGCAUGUUUGAAUGGAAGUAGUGUUUAGUACCACAGAGGGAACUUUAGGCUACAUUUUAAAUCUCAUAGAAAUGAGCCAUCCAGAUGAGUCAUGUUCACAGAUGUCCUCUCAGUAGCCAGGUUUCUCCGAGAUGGUGUAGAGCAUCUCUGUGUGACCUUCCUCUUCUCACGAAGGCCUUUGCCACAGUCCCCUUUUCUACAAUAUGUUUACACAGGUCCUAGAAAAGGUGGAUUUGGAUGCUGGAAAUGGUCGUGGAUUACCAUUUAGGUUAUUGCUUUAGGAAUGGGGCACCCAAGGAGGCACAGUCAGGAAAAUGGUCCCUCAGCCUGGAUCAGUAGCCAUUGAAGAAGAACAAGGAUUGCUUCGCUGCUCUUUUAGUCGGCCUCUAUAGGAGCAUCCCUGGAUCAUUCUUGCUGCAAACAGUGUGAUGCUAGAGACAAGCAUAACCACACGCAUGCCUUGUGGCUUGUUUACAGGCUGGCCCAGGUCUCAGAAGUGCUUACUAUCAGCAGACAAUGAGCAGGAGGAGACCCUGUGAUGGUACCAGAGGCUAGUAAAUUUAAACUCUCAGUGCUUUUCCUGGAGAUGUUCACCAAUUAUAUUCCGGCACUAAGAAUUGUAACAUUGUAUUCAUAGAGCUAGCUGAAAUCCAAAGACAAAACACCCUAUUUCGCAAAGCAGAUGUCUAAAAACAUGCUGAGUUCACACAAAGGUUACAAAACUCCAAAUUCCUUAACUUGGCAAACAAGCAAUUUGGUCCUUCUUGCCUUCCUCAAGGGGUGACAUCAAGUGUGCCCAUCCUGGCAUUUAUUUGCCAACCACCUUUUACCAUGUUUAGAAUCCUUGUGAGAUUCAAGUUCUACAUAGAAAGGAAUUUUUUUAUUUGAUUUUUCUUUUGUUAAAAAAAAAUAACUCCUUUAUUCUAAGAAAAAAAAAAGUCAGCAAGUCUUGCUUUUAUUUUAAAGCUAUAGAGACGUAUAAGAUGCACAAUAAAUGCUAGAAAUAUUUCAUGAGGGGAAUUUAAGAGUUAGGAAGAUCCUGAUGUUUCUGCUUUUAAAGGUAGAAUUUACAUAAGGGAUAAAGGAAAUCUGCCUACCAAAACGUGCCUACGUUUUACCAAGCAAGCAUGAACUUAUAGGUACUGUGAACUCAAAAGAGUUGGCUAUAUUCAGAUUUACUGAGCAAUAAAUUUAGACCUAUUUUGUGGCGCGAAUAAGCUGAUUCUAUGUAACAUUUCUUCAAGUGGAGUAGAGGAGAAGAUUUGUAUCCUUUUGUUGCUAUGCAACUGUUUAGUGAUGACGCCUCAAACCACAAUUCUAUAUAUCAUAUGACAAUCAAUUGUUUUCCAAGAAUAUUUAUUUUUAGUAAACACAGUCUCAGUGAAUCUGAGUUUUCAAGGAGUCCCUUAAAGGGGGACUAGCAUUCCAUGAGCCAGUAAGAUACCUUCUCUGGAAAGUCAUUUUUAUGGUUAAAAAAUAAAUAAAUAAAUUCAACUUAGUUUUUUAUAAAGAACUAUAACAUUUAUUUUUAAGCCUUUUUAUAAUAACUGAAGCCAUUAAGGUGAGCAAACUGAAUCUCAAAACCACUUGUUAUAUUGUAUUAAAACAGCACUGUGGUUGCUGCCGCACGCAGCCUCUUUUGUACUAAAAGGUACCCUUCUCCACAAGCUGAACAAAAAUCUCUUUCCCUUUGUUGACAAUGUUUUUUUUUUUUGGUAAGGUGAUUUUACUGUCAGUUUUUUUUCCUCCGCACAAAACUGUUAAUGGUUGGUAUCACGGAAGUGAAAAUAUAUCUGCAUUUUUAUACCUGGUCUGUUUUUCUUAUUUCCUUUACUUACUUUUAACUCAGUGUAGAUUUUCUUCACCUAUGUAAUGACAAUGUUCAGGUAGCUCACAUUGCCACAUUUUUCUUUAGCCUCACUGCAUGCAUUUAAUCACUGUAUCGCUUAAUGUUUGAUUUGUUCUUGUGGGCAUUCCAAAGAGACAAGCAUGGACUUGUAAUGACCAACACACUAUUUUAUAUUGAGGAUAUAUGCAUUUGUAUUUCACCACCAGAGAUGAUAUUAAACACUGAUUAUUUUAUGCUGCUGUUUA